Quercus robur (English oak) is the source of this 531-nucleotide messenger RNA. RefSeq lists its product as uncharacterized. The record is from RefSeq and is a predicted model, not a curated record. Lineage: Eukaryota; Viridiplantae; Streptophyta; Magnoliopsida; Fagales; Fagaceae. The transcript is spliced from 6 exons. Gene Ontology annotation, cellular component: cytosol. Gene Ontology annotation, molecular function: holo-[acyl-carrier-protein] synthase activity; magnesium ion binding. Bases 1 to 462 code for a protein of 153 amino acids.
AUGUACGUUGCUGUUUUCUUUCAAAGGAACUUCUCUGCUUCCUCUCUGUUCCCGCUACAACUUCCAUCUCCAAUGGAAACUCAUUUAUGGUAUAUAUUACCUAAUGAGGUGAAGAGUACACGCCUUCUUAAUCAAUAUUUGGAACUUCUGUCACCAUGUGAGAAAGAAAAUGUGUUUCGCAUGUGGGGAAAUCAGCCCCAGAAAAGAGCCCUGCUAGCCACCAGUGAAUUGGUUCGGACUACCAUUGCAAGAUAUCAGACAAAUUUUCAAGUCGAUCCAAGAUCCUUGAAGUUCAAGAAGAAUAUCUAUGGUAAACCAGAGGUGAAGUGGCAAGAUGUUGAUGACUCACACCUACCUCCAUUGCAUUUCAAUAUAUCACAUAACUCUUCUUUAAUAGCCUGUGGAGUGACUCUGAGUUCACCAAUUGGUAUUGAUGUGGAAGAGAAGCAACGGAAGUUAUAAAACAAUAUACUUAUUCCAUCUUCAAGCAGUAAUUCUAGUAGAAAAUUCUUAACUUGUUAGAAAGUUUUA